Molecule: messenger RNA, 3583 nt
Organism: Meriones unguiculatus (Mongolian gerbil)
Lineage: Eukaryota; Metazoa; Chordata; Mammalia; Rodentia; Muridae
Gene: Brap
Product: BRCA1 associated protein
Exons: 12
Coding region: 151-1926 (591 amino acids)
Biological process (GO): Ras protein signal transduction; protein ubiquitination
Cellular component (GO): cytoplasm
Molecular function (GO): zinc ion binding; ubiquitin protein ligase activity; nucleic acid binding
Source: RefSeq, a predicted model, not a curated record
CCGUCUGCGCGAGAGGGCUGCCGCUGCUGAGGCGGCGGCCGCUGCUCUGAGGCGGUGGCGGCGCUGCCGACCGCGGGCCGCUCGGCCUCUGGGCUCGGCCCGCAGCCUUCCCCGAGCCCGCUGGGGCCCACGCCGACCAGCGCCUGUCCUAUGAGUGUGUCCCUGGUGGUCAUCCGACUGGAGCUCGCGGGUCACUCGCCGGUCCCCGCUGACUUCGGCUUCAGUGCCGCCGCUGGGGAGAUGUCCGAUGAGGAGAUCAAAAAGAAGACACUGGCGUCAGCUGUCGCCUGUCUAGAAGGGAAGUCACCAGGAGAGAAAGCAGCAGUCAUCCACCAACACCUUGGCCGUCGGGAAAUGACGGAUGUGAUUAUUGAAACCAUGAAGGCUGGCACAGAUGAGUUGAGAGACACAGUGGAAGAAAAGAAAUCUUCAGCAGCCCCCCUCUCUGCCCAAAGAAGUAGAGAACAGAAUGAGUCUGUGAACACGGCCCCAGACUCUCCAUCCAAACAGCUCCCAGACCAGAUUUCCUUCUUCAGUGGCAAUCCCUCUGUUGAAAUCGUCCACGGCAUCAUGCACCUGUAUAAGACAAAUAAGAUGACCUCCUUAAAAGAAGACGUGCGACGCAGCGCCAUGCUGUGUGUCCUCACCGUCCCUGCCACCAUGACCAGUCAUGACCUCAUGAAGUUUGUUGCCCCAUUCAAUGAUGUAAUUGAACAAAUGAAAAUCAUCAGAGACUCUACUCCAAAUCAGUAUAUGGUGCUGAUCAAGUUCAGUGCACAGGCUGAUGCGGAUAGUUUCUACAUGGCAUGCAAUGGCCGCCAGUUCAACUCAAUUGAAGAUGACGUUUGCCAGCUGGUGUAUGUGGAAAGGGCUGAAGUGCUGAAAUCUGAAGAUGGCGCCAGCCUCCCUGUGAUGGACCUGACAGAGCUCCCCAAGUGCACUGUGUGUCUGGAGCGAAUGGACGAGUCUGUGAACGGCAUCCUCACCACACUAUGCAACCACAGCUUCCACAGCCAGUGUCUACAGCGGUGGGAUGAUACCACGUGUCCUGUUUGCCGGUACUGUCAGACACCAGAGCCAGUGGAAGAAAACAAGUGUUUUGAAUGUGGUGUCCAGGAAAACCUCUGGAUUUGUUUAAUAUGUGGCCACAUAGGAUGUGGACGGUAUGUAAGUCGACAUGCUUACAAGCACUUUGAGGAGACCCAGCACACAUAUGCCAUGCAGCUCACCAACCAUCGGGUCUGGGACUAUGCUGGAGAUAAUUAUGUCCAUCGACUGGUUGCAAGCAAGACGGAUGGAAAGAUCGUUCAGUACGAGUGUGAGGGCGACACCUGCCAGGAUGAGAAGAUAGAUGCCUUACAGUUAGAGUAUUCAUACUUGCUAACAAGCCAGCUGGAAUCACAGCGGAUAUACUGGGAAAACAAGAUUGUUCGCAUAGAGAAGGACACAGCAGAGGAGAUUAACAACAUGAAGACCAAGUUUAAAGAGACCAUCGAGAAGUGCGACAGCCUGGAGCUCAGGCUAAGUGACCUCCUGAAGGAAAAGCAGUCCGUGGAAAGAAAGUGUACUCAGCUGAACACCAGAGUGGCCAAGCUCAGCACGGAGCUUCAGGAGGAGCAGGAGCUGAAUAAGUGUCUGCGAGCCAACCAGCUGCUGCUGCAGAACAAGCUGAAGGAGGAGGAGAGGCUACUGAAGGAGACCUGUGACCAGAAGGACCUGCAGAUCACCGAGAUCCAGGAACAGCUGCGUGAUGUCAUGUUCUACCUGGAGACUCAGCAGCAGAUCAGCCACCUGCCUGCGGAGACGAGGCAGGAGAUCCAGGAGGGCCAGAUCAACAUUGCCAUGGCCUCGGCCCCCAACCCUCCCUCCUCGGGAACUGGUGGAAAGCUGCAGUCCAGGAAGGGCCGCAGCAAGAGGGGCAAGUGACCUUCCAAGACUUGUCUCUGAGACUUCCUGGGCACCGCAGGGUGUGCUGGGACCUUUGCUGAGUGGGAGGGUGGGCCCUAAUAAGUACGCCUGAGGAUGAACUGUGGUCGUGUGGCUCCUUCAUUUGUUGCGUGUAUAAGGAGACUGACAGGGGUGGCAUUGGCAGCAUUUCCCAAGGGUGAGUCUCAGACCUCAGACACCUCAUGGCCAUUCUGCCUUCCAGCUGGGUAGACCCCAGUCUUGUGCGUUUUCCGUUGUUUAUUCAUUUGGAGCACUUGCAGUUGAAUUUGGGGGAAGGUCUAUGACUUGGUGUGACCUUCAAGGCAGCAUCACCUGUACUGAAGCAUAGUGCCUCCCAGAGGCCCCAGCAGCUGUCAGGACAGGAGCCUGCUGCCUGCUACAGAGCAUUCCUCCCUCCUGCCAUCCCUCUCUUUCUCUGCAGAGCUGAAGAGUUGCUGGCAGGUUAUAGGGAAGAGGCUAGGUUGUAGACCAGGCACAAGUGUGUCCUCAGCAGCUAUUUUGUCUGGCUUGAGGGCAGGGAAAACUAGUAAAUGGGGUAAAUGGAGUAGACCCAGCCUAGGGAAGAUGGUGACAGCUCUGUUUUUGAUGACUCCAUAUGAAAUGUGCCUGUUAAAUAAGAAAAGCCUUACUGGCUCCUCCUCAGGUCAGGUAGCUGAGAGGGUCCUCCAUCUAGCAGGAGUCGGGGGCAAGCCUGGUGAGAGGCUUCUGACAAGCUGAUGUGUGUUGUUGGGGUCAGUGUAUCCUGACAGGCCAGGCAGCAUGUGCAGGUUGCAGCUGGAGGGGGCUUGGGCAGAUUGCAGUUAGGCUUGCAUAGUAGAUCUCACUGCUUCUCACUCCAGCAGAGCCCCUUUCCAACAGCCAUACAAUACUUACUGUAACCAACAGAGGGCUGUGUGCCUCUCUAGAGCCCGGAACAUCAGGUAACUUGUAAUGUAAUAAUUGAACAGAACUGGGGGGACACCAUGUUGGGAUUUAGCUUCUAGAAGAGUGAGCAGUUAGAGCAGCCAUGUGUAGUACAGUUUAAUUUUAUGCUUUAUCAUCAGCCAAAGGUUUGAAAUGUCACACUUUAGCAACUUUUUUUUUCCUGACUGGACCUCGUCCUUUGACCGAAUAUCUGACAUGUUGUCACCACAUUGCCUGUGUUGCUGAUCACCAUCCAGUUCUGUGGAAUGUGCCAUGGCAUUCUUCAAAAGGCCACCUGUAACUGCAGAAUGCGUGUGCUCAGACCAUCGUGGCUCUUCCUUAGGGCAGACUAGCACGCCAGGUCCUCGGGCGCCUGGAGCUGGGGCAGGAGCAGAGCUACCCCUCACAGAGCUUCUAUUUUAUCUAGAACAAGUUUUACACUGUUGCAGUCUUGCCGGCUCAAGCUCUUCUUGCACAUCUGACCUUGCAGAAGCUGGGAUGGGUGGCAGCAUGCUAAUUAAGAGCACUGGGCGCCGUUUCCAAAGCUGGCUCCUCAUUUCACUGCAGUCCACCAAGCAGCCCUGCUGCCCCGUGAGAGCAGUGCUCCACAGUAAAGGUGGGGAUGCCUGGGAAGGCUGUGGCCAGGGGGCAGCAGACAGACAGGGGCUUCCAAACUACUUGAAGGUCUCAAAAACCAAGAUGUGUAAAUAAAAUGUUAUUUUAAAAGGUCAAA